Molecule: messenger RNA, 3282 nt
Organism: Miniopterus natalensis
Lineage: Eukaryota; Metazoa; Chordata; Mammalia; Chiroptera; Miniopteridae
Gene: VPS35
Product: VPS35 retromer complex component
Biological process (GO): retrograde transport, endosome to Golgi; intracellular protein transport
Cellular component (GO): retromer complex; retromer, cargo-selective complex; late endosome
Source: RefSeq, a predicted model, not a curated record
GCUAGGGAGGGCGGGGCUUGGAGGGGCCGUAGAGUCACCUGACCGCGGGAGGCUCCGCGCGCGGAGGGUGCUGAUUGCUGCAGGUCUAGGGGAGUCGCCAUGCCUACAACACAGCAGUCGCCCCAGGAUGAGCAGGAGAAGCUCCUGGAUGAGGCUGUGCAGGCCGUGAAGGUGCAGUCAUUCCAGAUGAAGAGAUGCCUGGACAAGAACAAGCUCAUGGACGCUCUGAAGCACGCCUCUAACAUGCUUGGUGAGCUCCGGACUUCUAUGUUAUCACCAAAGAGCUACUAUGAACUUUAUAUGGCUAUUUCUGAUGAACUGCACUACUUGGAGGUCUACCUGACGGACGAGUUUGCCAAAGGGCGGAAGGUGGCGGAUCUCUAUGAACUCGUGCAGUACGCUGGGAACAUCAUCCCUCGGCUUUACCUGUUGAUCACGGUUGGAGUGGUAUAUGUCAAGUCUUUUCCUCAGUCCAGGAAGGACAUUUUAAAGGAUUUGGUAGAAAUGUGCCGGGGUGUGCAGCACCCCCUGAGAGGUCUGUUCCUUCGGAAUUACCUUCUUCAGUGUACCAGGAACAUCCUGCCUGAUGAGGGAGAGCCAACAGAUGAAGAAACGACCGGCGACAUCAGUGAUUCCAUGGAUUUUGUACUACUCAACUUUGCAGAGAUGAACAAGCUCUGGGUGCGAAUGCAGCAUCAGGGACAUAGCCGAGACAGAGAGAAGAGAGAGCGGGAGAGGCAGGAGCUGAGAAUUCUGGUGGGAACAAACCUGGUGCGCCUCAGUCAGCUGGAGGGUGUCAACGUGGAACGUUACAAACAGAUUGUUUUGACUGGCAUAUUGGAGCAAGUCGUGAAUUGUAGGGAUGCUUUGGCUCAAGAAUACCUCAUGGAGUGUAUUAUUCAGGUGUUCCCUGACGAAUUCCACCUGCAGACUUUGAACCCUUUUCUUCGGGCCUGCGCUGAGCUGCACCAGAGUGUGAACGUGAAGAACAUCAUCAUUGCUCUGAUCGACAGAUUAGCUUUAUUUGCUCACCGUGAAGAUGGACCUGGAAUUCCCGCAGAUAUUAAGCUCUUUGACAUAUUUUCACAGCAGGUGGCUACAGUAAUACAGUCUAGACAAGACAUGCCUUCGGAGGAUGUUGUAUCUUUACAAGUCUCCCUCAUCAACCUUGCUAUGAAGUGCUACCCUGACCGCGUGGACUAUGUUGAUAAAGUUCUAGAAACAACAGUGGAAAUAUUUAAUAAGCUCAACCUUGAACAUAUUGCCACCAGUAGUGCGGUUUCAAAGGAGCUUACCAGACUUCUGAAGAUACCUGUGGACACGUACAACAAUAUUUUAACGGUCUUGAAGUUAAAACAUUUUCACCCGCUCUUUGAGUACUUUGACUAUGAGUCCAGAAAGAGCAUGAGUUGUUACGUGCUUAGUAAUGUUCUGGAUUAUAACACAGAAAUUGUCUCUCAAGACCAGGUGGACUCCAUAAUGAAUCUGGUAUCCACAUUGAUUCAGGACCAGCCAGAUCAGCCCGUGGAAGACCCUGACCCAGAGGACUUUGCCGACGAGCAGAGCCUUGUGGGCAGGUUCAUUCAUCUGCUGCGGUCCGAGGACCCUGACCAGCAGUACUUGAUUUUAAACACGGCACGAAAACAUUUUGGAGCUGGCGGGAACCAGCGGAUCCGCUUCACGCUGCCGCCCCUGGUGUUCGCGGCCUACCAGCUGGCCUUUCGCUACAAGCGGAAUUCUAAAGCGGAUGACAAAUGGGAAAAGAAGUGCCAGAAGAUCUUUUCCUUUGCUCACCAGACUAUCAGUGCUCUGAUCAAGGCAGAGCUGGCGGAGUUACCCCUACGACUUUUUCUUCAGGGGGCGUUAGCUGCUGGAGAAAUCGGCUUUGAAAAUCACGAGACAGUAGCAUAUGAAUUUAUGUCUCAGGCGUUUUCUCUGUACGAGGAUGAGAUCAGCGAUUCCAAAGCCCAGCUGGCAGCCAUCACGUUGAUCAUCGGGACUUUUGAAAGGAUGAAGUGCUUCAGCGAAGAGAACCACGAGCCCCUGCGGACUCAGUGUGCUCUUGCCGCAUCCAAACUCCUCAAGAAGCCCGACCAGGGCCGAGCUGUGAGCACCUGUGCCCAUCUCUUCUGGUCGGGCAGGAACACAGACAAAAAUGGGGAGGAGCUGCAUGGAGGCAAGAGGGUAAUGGAAUGCCUGAAGAAAGCUCUAAAAAUAGCAAAUCAGUGCAUGGACCCCUCGCUACAAGUGCAACUUUUUAUAGAAAUUUUGAACAGAUACAUCUAUUUUUAUGAAAAGGAGAAUGAUGCGGUCACGAUUCAGGUUUUGAACCAGCUUAUCCAGAAGAUCCGAGAAGACCUCCCCAAUCUCGAGUCCAGUGAAGAAACAGAGCAGAUUAACAAACAUUUCCAUAACACGCUGGAGCACCUGCGCUUGAGGCGGGAGUCCCCUGAAUCGGAGGGGCCCAUUUAUGAAGGCCUUGUCCUGUAAAGGGAACAGGCCCACCAUGCUCCUUUCCACAUACAUCCAGAGGGUUAUUACACUAGGUCUCCCUUCCAUAGAUUGUGCCUUUCAGAAAUGCUGAGGUAGGUUUCCCGUUUCUUACCUGUGAUGUGUUUGACCCAGCACCUCCGGACACUCGCCUUCAAGACCUUAAUAAAGUUACUCACUUCAUAAGUGUUCAGGUCGUCUGCUCACCCAAAGUAGCAUGAUUGACUUGCUAUUUAAAAUUCCUGUGAUCUGUAAAAAACAAACAAAACAAAUACUUAAAAAACACUUCUCGUGGAUACUGAUGAAGCUCUCCUUCCUUUCUUCCUAUUCUGUUUCAUUGUUGAUUGUGUAAUUUCCUCAUUACUUGGGAGUACUAACCUGGGAGUGUCUGUCUCUUUGUUCUCUAGUCCAAUUUGAGGUUAAUUUAGACGAAAGGAAUACUGUAAGUGAAAUUCAGCUUGGGCUUUUCCCUAAAUGCAAGAUAAGGCCAUGUAUAAUAUUUUCCCUAAAACUAGAAUAUAUUAAUGCAUGUUUGAGAACUUUAAAGCACCAUGGUCAAAACCAGAAGCUAUAUUUUGCAUAUUUGGACUCAGCCAUCCAUUAAGAACCUAUGUUGUCCUCUUGACAUAUUUAUCAAAAUAAUUUUGUUCUAAAUAGUAUAAAAUGGAAAAUUUGUGAUCUAUAUAAUUUAUGUAUAACCUUCAUUAUUGUAAAUUUAGGGGGAGAUGCAUCAUACCAUUAUCCCAAUUUUUUUUUUUCCACCAGUGAAAAUAAAGUUGCUAUUAACAUUUU